GAAUUCUACACCGUGCAGUCUUUUCAUCCUCUCAUGCUGCUACUCAGGAAACAUGGCAGAAACAUUUGGGGUCGUCGCCGGCUCGCUGGGCGUAGCAGCCCUCUUCAACAGUGCUGUCGAUACGUUUGGCUACAUCCAGCUCGGCCGCAAUUUCAAGCACGACUUCAGCCUCCACCAGCUCAAGCUCGACAUUGCCCGCAUUCGAUUGAGUCGCUGGGGCCAGGCAGUCAGGAUCAACGAGGAUCCUCGAUUCCUAGGCAAUCCAUCCUCCGCGGACUGGCAGGUACCCGUCAUAUGCACCAUCUUGGGCCAGAUUAACGCUCUAUUCCUAGAGCUACAAGAAGCGUCCAAGCGAUAUGAGCAGGCCCCUACGGCAAGCGAUACUGGGCGUGUCGUCUGCGUACUACCCGCCGACCUCGACACGCCUGGACGUAGGGUACACGACUUUCUUGCCCGCAUCACGAAGCGCCUCGAGAGAACAGGUCCUGGCUGGGUAGACAAGACAUACUGGGCUAUCUACGACGUGAAGAACUUUGACAAAUUGCUCACGACUGUGGUGCAACUUAUCGAAAGUCUACACCAGAUGGCCCCUCCACCAGCACCGGCGGCUGCUGGCAGCCAGCCUUCCUCGCGGGUGGUGGAAUGGGAAUUCGAAGAGCUGGAUAACGACGCUCCUAGCCUCAAGCUGCUUGAAAACGCCGCUGCUGGUGUCGAUAAUGUCCUGUAUGAGGCGGCCGCCAAUAGGAUCAAAGAGCAGGCUAGUCAUCAUAACAGGUUGGGAAACUUGAAAUUCACCGAAGAUGCCGAUGUCCGCGUCGGAGUUGAUUGGACUGCGGAGGCUGUGAGGGCAGCGGGUCCCGCCUUCAAGCUGGCAUCCACGAGGAAUGAAGUUGGCGAUGUCACCAUGGGGGGAAAGUCAAGACUUCAUAUCGGGACAAGCUACAAGUAGUCUAAAUCUCGGAGUUUCCCUCUGUGAAAUUGAUAAAGGAUCAACCAAGAAAUCGCAGGAGCAUCUGAAUUGCCGUCAGAAGGCCAGGCACAGCCCGGCAAAAGUUCCAUGCAC
Messenger RNA from Microdochium trichocladiopsis, 1063 nucleotides. Its product is annotated as prion-inhibition and propagation-domain-containing protein. The transcript has a single exon. The coding region runs from base 53 to 949 and encodes 298 amino acids. The record is from RefSeq and is a predicted model, not a curated record. NCBI's taxonomy places the organism in Eukaryota, Fungi, Ascomycota, Sordariomycetes, Xylariales, Microdochiaceae.